Molecule: messenger RNA, 1743 nt
Organism: Parnassius apollo (apollo)
Lineage: Eukaryota; Metazoa; Arthropoda; Insecta; Lepidoptera; Papilionidae
Source: the annotation of a GenBank genome assembly
AUGGAAGAUAUAAUUGAUAAGUUUAAUAAUCUUACCGCAAAACCUAUAAAAUAUUUAGCAGUUCAGGACGAUAUAAAGCUUGAUGUGAAAAAGUUAAUAAAAAAGCUUUAUGACUUUACAAAGGCACAAGAGCAAAACGACCACAAAGUAAAAAAUACGGCUUUACCAUAUUUACUCGUCGAUGAUUUUGACGAGGAACAGAUUUGGCAACAGGUCGAACUUCAAAACUCACAGUGCUGGGAUAAAUUAGUAUGGGAAGUAGCAAAUUGUAUAUCGGUUAAAAAUGAUCUCAUAUUUCCAGUUAAAUUACAAGGAGAAGAGAAAAACGAGUCAGUGGAUACUGAUGAAGACGAAGAACCUUUAAAAAAGUCUUUAUCGGAGCAAGCUUCACUACCUUCAAAGAAUGUUAUAAAUAAAAACAAAGCAAUAAAACAAUCGAAAAGUAAUCAAAAGACAAAAUCAAAGGAUUCAAUUGUUGAUGAUGACUUUUUUAAAUUAAAAGACAUGGAGAAGUUUUUGAUAAGCGAAGAAAAGAAUGAAGGUAAGAAAAAAGAAGACACUGAUGAUGAGUCUAUAGACAUGUUUCAAGACAUAGAUGAUGAGGGAUCAGGAGAUGAGGAAGUUAAUGAGAAAGAUAUGAUGUACUCCGAUUUUUUUGAUGGUGAAGCAGACCAUAGAAACGGAGAUAAUAAUGAAAAUGAAUCAGAGGAAGAAAUAAAUGAUGAUUCUAGAAAGCGUGAUAAAAGGGUGAGAUUUGCUGAUGAAGCAACAGGUGUCCCUGAUUCUAAUGAUGAUUAUGAUGAAGAUGAUAAUGAUAGUGAAGGUGAUAGUGAAGCAAAACCUGAUAAAUUAUUAAAUAAAAUGGAUAGUGAAGAGAGUAAAUCUGAAUUUGAAAAACGACAACAGCGCUUACAGCAACAAAUUUCAAAACUUGAAGAAAAAACUCUCAGUGAAGCACCAUGGCAAUUAAAAGGAGAAGUUGAUGCUUCUAAAAGACCACAGAACUCUUUGCUUGCAGAGGUUGUUGACUUUGAUUUGACUACCAGACCUCCCCCUAUUAUCACAGAACAAACUACAAUUACAUUAGAAGAUAUAAUCAAACGUAGAGUUAAAGAUAAAGCAUGGGAUGAUGUUGUAAGAAAAGAGAAGCCAGUAGAUGACCAACUUGCCUUCCGUAAACCCGAAAUAUUAGACCACUCUAAAAGUAAGUUAAGCCUUGCCCAAGUAUAUGAAGCCGAAUAUUUAAAACAGAAGCAAGCGCUUAGUGCUGACAACGAAGAAGAAAAAGAACCAGAAGUUCAUACAGAAAUAAGAGAUGCUAUGAAGGAAUUGUUUACAAAGCUAGAUGCAUUAUGCCAUUAUCAUUAUACCCCUAAGCCUCCACAGGCUGAAGUUAAAAUUGUGAGCAAUACUCCUGCUAUUUCUAUGGAAGAAGUUGCCCCAGUUGCUACUAGUGAUGCUGCAUUAUUAGCACCAGAGGAAGUUAAAAAGAAACGCAGAGGUGAUUUGAUGAGUAAGGAAGAGAGAACUCAAACGGAUAAAAAACGUGAGAGGAGAAAGAAGAAAAAGUUACAAAGGCUUAAAGGGAAAGUAAUGAAAGUAACGGAGCAGAGAAAUACAAAGAAGGGUGUAGAAGCAAAUGAUAAAUCUUUAAAAACCUCAAAAGCUUUCUUCCAACAGUUAAAUGACGAUUCAACUAGUUUAAUUAAAUUAAAAACUAAGCGUAAGAAUAAAGGUCAAUAA